UGUUACUUGGAGCAGACCAUACGAGAAUAACCCCCGAUCUUGAGCGACAUGCUGCUUCAUCAAGGCCAAGAUGUUAUGAAGCCUCAGGAGGCGGAACUUGUCACAGAAAUCUCCAAGCUGCAGUGGAUGGUCUCAGAGCUGAAGACGGGUUUGACGGGCGCACUGGUGGAGCUGGCCCACAUCCAGCACGGGGACUCGGCCCUGCACAACGAGCUGGAGGACAACCAGCGCCGUUGUCGGGAGAAAGCGCGGCGCUUGGAAGCUCUGGUGGAGUCCCUCAGGGAGGAGCUUGUGGUGAUACGGUGUCAGGUGUUUGCACUGCGCAGCCACACGCAUCGGCGUCAGCAGGACGCGGAGACCACUGCGGCCGCACGAGGAGAAAUUGAUCCAGCGGAGGUGUGCCGCGGAAAAGUUUUGCUGCACUGCUUCCUGCAAGGCCUCAAAGCUGGACUCACCGACGGAACAGAUGCACGACACCAGGUGGCGCUGCAGCUGCUCCACUCUGAGUGGGAGUACGUGUCUAUUUUGAAGCAACUUUACGACCAAUACAAGACAACACCCACUCAACACACGACGACUGAACCUCAUGAAAAGUUCGCCUCGUUGGUGGAGCGACUCCUGCAGCGCCACCUGCUGUUCAGGGACACCCUGCAGGAGCGUCUGGCCGCCCAGCGCUGGAAAUCCCUGGUGGGCGACGUUCUGGUGGGCCUGGUGGGACAGAACGACACAUCUUUCUCGGACGCGUACGUGGGCUACGUGGGCGCACUGGCCACUUUCCUCUUGCUGGAGGUCCACAAGUCGGACAAGCGUGAGAACAAGCAGGAAAGCGGCCACACGGAAAAGGAAAAGGAGCAAAUUCAAGUGCUGUCGCUUCUCCUCGCGCCCGUCACUCGUGUCCAUGCCUACCUGAGUCACAUCCAGAACUUGCUACAGUGGACCGGCAAAGAACAUCCGGACUGCAGCCUGCUGCUCGGCACCGAGCGAGCGCUCAGGGACAUUUUGUUGCGAUGUCAUACCAUCUUGGAGGAGGAUGUCCACUGGGACGGCGCAGAAGCGCCAAAGCGGCGGGGUUGCGGCGACGUAGAAGCCGGCGGCUCAUGUCCAAACAGCGCCCCUCAGCGGACAAAGGUGGAGCAUGCCGCUCCGAGAGAGAGCCAGGAAGUGUCAGGUCUGACAAACAGGUCUGGCGUGGACCAGCAUGCCAUGCGUGUGGAGUGCUGGUCCUGCAGCCCAGUGAGGCGGCAGACCUGCCGGUGCGCAAACGCCCAGUCCAGUUGCCCCGUCAUUCCGGAGCCUCCGGACUAUCGGGUGGAAAACGACGACUCAGACUGGUGUGCCGCAACCCGACGCGGUGACCCGGGUCCCGAGGAGCCCCGGACGGACCUGGACGACACGUCAGCCUUCGAUGACUCCUCAGUGACUUCCUGCAGGGAAGGUGAGGAUGAGGAAGACGAGGAGGAAGAGGAUAGCCAUGUUCCGGUCCUCCUCAAGCCAUCGUCCCAACAAUAUUCGAAGAGGAGCGUCUGCCUCCGCUGGCAGAUUCCCAGGCGGACCCCCCAUCCCCCUAUCAGGACCCCCGCCAACCCAUCAACUCCCGCCGGCUCCUGCGGAAAAAGGCUGGUCACCGUCAGAACGGGUUCGCCGCCACUCAGAGUCAAGAGUGCCUUCAGGCCCAUCUGGGACAACCCGACUAAGCAGGCACAUGCGUCUCCUGAGAAGGAGCACAGAGGCUUUGUGCCGGUCCAGACCUCCGUCAGGGCAAACUUUCUAACCUUGAGAGAACACCCGAGAGUCGGACAAGACCUGGUUCAGCCACCGCCGUCGGGACUCUCUGUGGCGCCACCCAAUGGACGAUUGUGGGAAGACAGCGAGGAGAGUGAGGGACCCUGCAGCACCGUUUGACGUUGAGGCACUUGAGGGCUUCUCACACAUCUUGGGUCCAGGGAUCCCUUCUUAAUUGUAACACUAUUUAGAGACAUACCCCCCCCCCCCCAAAUUCCAUCGAAAUUAAAUUUCCCUUCUCCUCAAAACGAAAA
Molecule: messenger RNA, 2036 nt
Organism: Hippocampus zosterae (dwarf seahorse)
Lineage: Eukaryota; Metazoa; Chordata; Actinopteri; Syngnathiformes; Syngnathidae
Product: rho guanine nucleotide exchange factor 33
Exons: 14
Coding region: 49-1902 (617 amino acids)
Molecular function (GO): guanyl-nucleotide exchange factor activity
Source: RefSeq, a predicted model, not a curated record